AUGACGGGACUGUGUAUCCCGUCCUUCUGUGCCGACUACCGCCAACACUGUUUAAUUGAAACCCCCAAAUCCUGGUUUGAUGCGCAGAGCUACUGCAGAGAGAGAGGCCAUGACCUGGCCACCAUAGACGACAUGGGGGCAAUGAAGUCACUGCUGGCCUUGAAUGCAGACAGAGCUCAUGAUGAGCUGUGGAUCGGCCUUCAUUAUGUGGGUCUUGAAAGGUGGCAUUGGUCGCUGGCAGACAAGGACUUCUACCAAGAGGGAGAGAGAAAUUAUCGUAAUUUCAGAAAAUAUGGCGGAAGGUUUGCUGCUCAACGUAACAUCCAGUGGGACUUGAAAACAGGCGGAAUACUCUGGUUCGUGUGUUAUGAUGGUAACAGACAAGGUGGAGACCGAUAUGUCUUAGUGAGACUGUCGACGACCUGGACCAAUGCGCAGGGUUACUGCAGGAGUCACCACACGGACCUGGUCAGCAUCAGGAACUCAACAGAGAACCAGGCAGUCGCGGAGGCAAGUGUCGGAUUGAGUGUCUGGAUCGGCCUCUUUAAAGAUGCGUGGCAUUGGUCAGAUGGGCGCUACUCCUCCCUUCGACUCUGGGAUCAACAUGCAACCCAACAGCUGCUGAACGUAGCGAGUUUGAGCAACCACAAUAAGAUAGCGUGGAAAACCAAUUCUGAUGGACAGGUCUUCAUCAAGGAGCAGUGUCAGGAAGAAGACGGCGACAUUUAA
Molecule: messenger RNA, 729 nt
Organism: Gadus morhua (Atlantic cod)
Lineage: Eukaryota; Metazoa; Chordata; Actinopteri; Gadiformes; Gadidae
Exons: 4
Coding region: 1-729 (242 amino acids)
Source: RefSeq, a predicted model, not a curated record